AUGUGCUUGCCACAAGCAUACACCAGCUACUUUGAUCUGCAUCCUACCAAGGGCUACUCGGGUGUGGUCACCUACGUCAAGGACUCCAGCUGCAGACCACGUGCUGCUGAGCGCGGCAUCACCGGCACCAUAGCUCAGCCCAGAAGUAUCGGUUGCUACCCGGAUCCGCGCGAUGAAGCAGUGUGGGAGUCGAUCGAUGCGGAAGGAAGAGCCUGCGUGAUCGAUUGCGGUCUCUUUGUCCUCUUCAACUUGUACUGCCCAAACGAGACGGACGAGAGCAGAAGAGAAUACAAGAUGGCGUUCAAUGCUGCUUUGCAAGAACGCGCCCAUCGCCUCCUGGAUGCUGGCAGACACGUCAUCAGUGAGUCUUUCCGUCCAUUAAGCGGGCAUGGCAAGCGAAGGGAAGGGCAGAUUUCUGACGCGAUAAUGCUUUUGCAGUUCUUGGCGACAUCAACGUUGCACAUCUUCCUAUCGACCACUGUGACUCUGUUGGCCGCGAGUCGGCUUCCGAUUUUCUGAGCGCGCACCCGGCGCGUGCCUGGUUGGACUCCUUUUUGGCCCCACGAGGGAGAUUCCACGACGUCACGCGGAUGAAGCAUCCUGGUCGAAAGGGCAUGUAUACGGUGUGGAAUACUCUGAUAGAUGCCCGACCAGCGAAUUACGGCACGCGCAUCGACUAUAUCCUAAUUGACGAAGGCUUGAUACCUUGGUUCAAAGACUCGGACGUGGCUCAGGACGUCUACGGCAGUGACCAUUGCCCAGUUUGGAUCGACUUGCAUGACGAGAUCACAGAUCGAAAUGGCAAGAAGAACCAUCUGCGAGAUGUGCUGGGUGGCGGCGAGGCGCAUGCUGCUAGGAAGGCCCCACCGCUCGCCAGCUGCAAUUGGCCUGAACUCAGCCAAAGGGGUAUUAAAAGCUUCUUCGGAGGCUCUGCCGCGUCGCCUGCGCCCGUAGCCUCUGGACAGGCUUCGCUUCAACUCGGCGAGCCUGACACAAGUCGGGCCGCUCACAAUAAUGAGUUGGGACUGUCGACAUCAACGUCAGUGGCCAGAAACUCCGCGAGCCCUAUCAACCCCAACUCUCCUUCACGAGUGGAUGCAUCCCCCGCAUCACCUUCGGCGACGACAUCAGCUAGCAGAGCUAAGGGACGCAAAUCGGACGCAAACAUCUUUGCAAAGGGACGCAAAUCGGACACAAACAUCUUUGCAAAGGGACGCAGCUCUUCGAAGCUUCUCAUUGCUUCCAAUCCUAGGGAAAGCAAAGCGAAUGGACGCGACAAGGAUCAGGGACAAUUGAAACUGAGGAGCUUUUUUUACACAGCCUCCGGCGACACAUCAGAGCCCUCUCGCGUGGCGAAGGAGCCUGCCACGCAUCACAUUGAUAUGACGAAGGAAGAUCCACCAUACACACGGUUGCCCCAGUCUAGCGUAGAUACGUCUUCGAGCAUCACGAGACAUGAGCUCGAGCAGUUGAACGUCUCCCGAGUCGACACGCAGCAAAUCUCCAGCGCCGAUGCGGGAUUAGCAGACGCAGACGAAGGCAAGAUCGCAGAGGGCACAGAAGUAGCAUCGGGCUCGCAACCGAAAGACGCACCCGCAGAUGACGCGGCUACGCGAGUUUCGACCUCUUUGGCAUGGGGUUCUAUCUUUGCUCCGCCUCCCGCACCGCUCUGUCGGGUGCACGACGAAGUCUGCACAGCAUGGACAGUGAACAAAUCGGGACCUAAUCACGGACGCAAAUUCUACCUCUGCUCCCGACCUGUGGGACAUGGGUAUGAGCGCUCCGGAAGAGACAAGAAGGACGUGGACCGGCAGUACAGGUGCGAUUUCUUUUGUUGGGCCAAUGAGGGCAGAGCGAAAGCGGCGAGAGCAAGCGCGCGCAGUCGAGUGAAUAACAAUGCUGGCAAGGAGCCCGGCGGAGAAGCGACACUUAGAGAUGUGGCUUGGACUGCACCUGCAUUGGGCAGCGGAGACAAGCGAGGAAGGUCGUUCGGCAAACGAUCGAACAGUGACAGUGUCAAGGCCGAAGAGGGAUCGCCGAUUCAGCGUUCGAAUGACGAUGUCAAGGAAGCUCACAAACGCGUGAAAUGGUAG
This is a messenger RNA of Ceraceosorus bombacis, 2093 nucleotides long. Lineage: Eukaryota; Fungi; Basidiomycota; Exobasidiomycetes; Ceraceosorales; Ceraceosoraceae. The record is from the annotation of a GenBank genome assembly.